Messenger RNA from Racocetra fulgida, 843 nucleotides. Lineage: Eukaryota; Fungi; Glomeromycota; Glomeromycetes; Diversisporales; Gigasporaceae. The record is from the annotation of a GenBank genome assembly.
GACGAUCUAUUUUGGAUCAUGAUAUCAAAAGAAUUACUCGUAGUGUCUCGAAUCAUACGGAUCUACCUCAACCAUCAUCAAUUAUUUUAAAGCAAGAACGUGUUGUUUCAUCCAUGGAAAUUGAAAAUUCACGUCAAUCAGUUUCGGAAAUUCGAACCGUAUCAAAUGUUCAUUACUUUAAGGAUCAAGAUCUUAAUAAGCAAAUUACUGAUAGUGUUCGUCAUGAAAAUGGUAGUGGUGAUGAUUCUUAUCUUGAUGAUACUGAAGAAGAACUGGAAGAGGAAGUUGCUGUCGGUAUGGCUUACAUGAAUUCAACAACGAGAAUUCCAAUCAAGGCGGGUGAAUCAUCCACCAGCCCUAAAGAAAAGGAUAAGCCAGUGAUUACUGAACUAUCUGAUGAUGUUAUGGAAGGUUUAAUGGACUCGGAUACUGCAGUAAUUCUUGAUUCGUUGGCACCUUCUGAAAAUCGCGGUGAUGUAGGUGAUUUUGUGAUAGGUGAAUUUAAUGACGUUGAAAAUAAUCAAAAUGUGAAUGAAAAUGAUUUACGAGUGGAAGAAACCACUGGUGAUAGAGAAAUGGCGCGGAAAGAAUCAACGGCGAAUAAGUUAAAAUAUGCGGAUGAUAAUACCAAAACAGUUUUACGGAGCGAUUCUUGUGCCAGCGAGACAAAUAAACUUCAAGAAAGAGAUGAGCAAAGUUCCGGAGAAGCAACAAAGAUAAUCGACUUAAAUCAAAAGUUCAGGGAAAAAAUCGAAAUGCAUUUAUUGAUGGUACAAGAAACUCCACAUGAAACGGAUACAAAUAUUUCACUAGAUACCGAUGAAUCUCUUUCGGCUCCACCAA